Diachasma alloeum is the source of this 3298-nucleotide messenger RNA. Its product is annotated as sodium-coupled monocarboxylate transporter 1. Lineage: Eukaryota; Metazoa; Arthropoda; Insecta; Hymenoptera; Braconidae. Gene Ontology annotation, molecular function: symporter activity. The coding region runs from base 262 to 2202 and encodes 646 amino acids. The record is from RefSeq and is a predicted model, not a curated record. Gene Ontology annotation, biological process: sodium ion transport; transmembrane transport. The transcript has 6 exons. Gene Ontology annotation, cellular component: membrane.
UUGACCGCGUCGCAACAAAUCAGGCUCAGCUGUUUUUGUUUUUCCUCCCUCUUUAAACUCAGUUAGUCCCAAAGUUUAUUCUGUUGUCGGUAGAAAUCCGGGAGCGCAGAGUAUACAGUGAAGAAGCCACUGAGUGAACACAGUGUAUUGGCGCCACUACCACUGGCAAGGUCAUAUCGAUCGAUUAUGACAAUAACUCCGUGAGUUGAAAGACGAAACUGCGAAUCAAAGAGGGUCCAACGAGAAUUGAGGGACUAAAAAAUGGUCAUGGAGGCAGCAGCAAUGGUGGUGGAUUACCUCGUAUUCAUCGCUGUAAUAAUAGCAUCGUUUAUCAUACCGCUGUGGGGUAAAUUUCGCACGAAGAAAAAGGAGACUAAGGCGAGCUAUGUAUUUGCAACGGGAAGCGUGUCAAUGGGUGCAAUGAUGCUGUCCAUUGCACGUGGUACACUGGGUGUUAGAUCAUUUCUUGGAUAUCCAUCAGAACUUUAUUACCGUGGCAGCGCAAUGUGGGAGACGAUAUAUGGUAUGCUUCUGGCGUAUCCCAUUGUGUGCUACAUCUUCGUACCUGUUUACUACAGUCUGGGCAUAACAUCCGUCUACCAGUACUUGGACAUGAGGUUUCACUCGAAGCUUGUCAGGUGUCUGGCGAGUUUUUCGUAUGUGCUGAGGAGUCUUCUUAAUCUUGCUGUAAUUGUCUUCACACCGUGCGUUGCUCUCAACACGGUCAUUGGACUGCCUUAUUGGGCUAGCAUCGUGGGAAUUACGACAAUAUCGGUUGUCUUCUCGUCAAUGGGAGGUUUGAAGGCAGCCAUACUAUCAGAUGUGAUACAAGGCCUCACAAUGAUUGGUGUAUCUCUGGUGAUUAUUCUCCAAGGCGUCAUUGACGUAGGAGGUCCUGGCACCGUUUUGAAUGUGACUCACUCCCACGGACGACUGGAUUUUUUCGAUUUCACCAUGGAUCCAACAAUUCGCGUUACAACGGUCUCAGCUACACUGGGGCAAUUGUUCAUGUCCCUCUCCAUAUUUGGAUGCCAACAAAACUUUGUACAACGAUAUUGCAGUAUGAGCAGUAAAAGUAAAGUCGUAAAAACAAUGAUGGCAAAUAUGCCUGUCAUUUCAGUACUGUUUUCCCUAUCCUGGGUAGUUGGAAUGGUAAUAUACGCUAGUUACGUGGACUGUGAUCCGCUGAAAGCCGGCUACAUAUCAAAAUUCGACGAAAUAGUGCCGUUCUACGUUGAAGAUAAACUAUCAUAUCUUCCCGGUCUACUUGGACUUGUAAUGGCAACCCUCUUCAAUAGUGCCCUCACUCUCGCUGUCUCUAAUCUCAAUUCCUUAGCAACAGUUACGUUCGAGGACUUUCUCAGUCAGAUACCAGCGCUGAGUAAUCUCAAGGACCGUCAACAGCUGCAGCUGAUCAAACUACUCGGUGUUAUAUACGGUAUACUGAUAAUAGGAGCUAGUUUCCUCGUUGGUAUGUUGCCUGGUGUUAUCGAGUCGUCGAUGCUCAUGACAUCAGCUACCUCGGGGCCCCUACUUGGGGUUUUUCUCUUGGCAAUCUUGGUGCCGUGUGCUAAUUGGAAGGGCGCUGCUAUAGGAAUGGUAGUCAGUCAUCUUACGUCAAUGUGGCUGACAUUUGGACAUUUGACUGUAACUGAUGGUGCUGAGGCAUUACCACUGUCAAUCGAGGGAUGCAUGAAUGAUACAUUCUCUUCUCAUCUCAAGCCACCAACACCUGCGAUCCUGAAUACUACACCAGCUGCAACUCCACUUCUAGCAUCGGCACCAAAGAAUCCUCUUGAAUUUGUCUACAGUAUUACUUACAUGUACUAUGCACUGAUUGGUAGUAUGACAACUGUCUUCGUUGGUAUAAUCGUCAGUCUACUGACAGCUAAUGCCAAGGAGGACGCUUACGAGGAGCAUCUUCUUCAUCCACUAGCUUUAAAACUAUCAAAGUGUUUGCCAGGUACACCGAGACUCUACGCAGAGUCGAGAAAACUUGGUGAUGAACAUGACGGGACAAAUCCCGCCUUUGCAGCGUCAAUGACGUCAGUGGAGAAUGGUGAUAAAAUUAGUCCACCACGUGAUCCUGAAAUUAAUGGCAAGGUACCGCAGGGUAGAUACGAGUACAUGAGAAAACUUAAUGCACUUAAGGAUGCAUCUCUGGAAGUUACUCACGAGAUUGAUAAAGGUACAAGACUCUGAGUAAUUUAACGGGGAGAGGGAUUAAUAGGACGAUUUCAAUGACUUGAGACUAUGUGCAGUGAUAAUACUUGAGAGUUUAUAAUGUUAUGGUUAAUUAAUUAGAAGAGAAGGCUUUUGAGGACUAGAUGUUUGUACAUAGUAGGAUAAAUUGUUGACUUAUUCAACGUGAAUGAGCUUUACUCGUAGGUAAAAUGUAAAUUAUGUAUAUUUUUUUAUAAUUAACGGAGUCAAUCCAGUUGGAUGAUAACUUCAUAAUGCAAAAUGUCAACAAGUCGGGAAUUGAAAAUGCCGGGCUUAAUUCGCGAACAGCUCAUUUCGAGAGCAUUCGUCAUUGUAUUGUACAGUUAAUGAGAAGACAAUAGGAUUAUUAUAAUAAUUCCAGUGCUGCAAAGUUUCUGGAUGAAUUUGCGUGAUUGCGAGGGAACGAGUGAGAGUGUUUAUUCACUGUUAUCUGUUGAAUUGUUGAGUUUUUAGAGGUAUUAAUUGCACUUUAUUGAAUAACAAUGAUUUAAGGAUUAAUCAAUAAUUUAAAAAUGUUCAGUUAUUAUGUAGGCAACGUUGUAUUUACGCUGCGAUUGAGUCAAUCCAUUCGUAUCGAAUUUAUCAUAUAGUGGUAUAUAUUUAUUUGUAUUGAGAUUCAAGCCACUGAUAUUUGUUUGAUAUGUGUUGUACGUUAAUUAGUUUAGCGGGAGAUGAUUAUCCGUGUAAAAAAGUGCGUGAAUUUUAUUAUUAUAUGUACGUUCGAGUUAUGGUGACUUUCUGCAUUAGUUUAAUCCCAAUUUUUUCGGUAUUUUUGAAUUAUCCGUUUUUUAAUGAUCAAAUGCUCUUUGUGUGAGGAAAGAGCGUAACAUGGUACUGCGUAGGAAUUAACACUGGGGACAAAUGCAACGGAUGUUAAUACUGAUAAUGCAUCCGACUGGUGGAUGGAUGAGUGCAUGAGAGGAGAUAUAUUGCGUGACUGAACAUUUCUGGGCUAUGCAUCAACAGCGAUGAGAAAGUGUCAAAAACGUUUUUGUCCACUUUGUGCAAAUUAUUGCACUCGACGCACAAUAUACAAUACGUACGCCCACGCGGGCGUGAACGUACAUCCAAUUAA